GUCUGCGUCACCUUGUUCUCUCGGCUUAGUUUCUUAUUGCAAGCAACUUCACUCAGCUACGAAGCCUAUAGUAAACGACUAUGUAACACGAAUAAUUUUCAUCCGGUGCAGCAACAAGGAAAGUGAAAAUUUGGCGUUGAAAGUUGUUACUUAGCUGUGAAAACCCUGCCUGAAACUGCGGACAAUUUCGCUUUAUUUCCAGUGCCGAAAUUUUUCUUAUUCUUUCUAGUUCUUGUCCACCCCCCGGUGCAUCGUCGCCAAAAUGCCGUCGCCCGAGAACGAGCCGGACCGGUACUCUAUGAAAUGGAUCUACGCGCCAAAUCUCCCCCGAUUGCCGUCGCUGAAGGAGAUCGAGGCUGGCGAGAAACUGGUACUGCACAACGCGCCGAUUUGGAGCAUCGCGCAGGUAUGAACUGCAAAAGUAUCGUACUCGUAUAAAUGCAUUACAAAUUUUCUCAGCAUGAGUAUGAGAAAUAAAAUUUGUAAUGCGGAUUUACCUUAACAAAAAGAUUUGUAAUGCAUGAGUGCAAUACGAGUGCGAUACUUUUGCACAGGAUAGCAGCGACUCGAGUACGACAAAAAGAUGGCGGCGGCGCGAAGUCCCGUAUGCAUUGCAAACAUGUCUGAGUCUGGAAGGUUGGAACUUGUGAUGCGGAUUGUGCAAUAGGCAAAAAUUUCUAUUGCAUGAUCACCAAAAGCUGCCCACUUCGUGCUAAGCAAGUGCUAAGCAAAUCGGGAAUUCCUCACGCAGAAAAGGUUGUACUUAUCAGAAGGCCUGCGCAAAGCCUGUAAUGCUUCUGCGUGCAUUACAGACCAUUUGCAUAAUCCAAAAGAUGCAUGACAAACAAGUGCCUUCUUCCAGACCCAGACAUAUUUGCAUUUGAUAGCCCGGGCCGGUCUACAACUACGACACAAACGUGUACAAGCGGAAGCCGCAGGAGUACUUCCAUUACCGGGGGGAGUAUCAAAAUGAAAAGUCCCCCGUCCCCAUAUCAAAAGGGAAAUCUGUGAUGCGGGGUUUCCGUACACAAAUGCGCGCUGUCUUGCAGUAAGGCAUCGCAGCCAGAUUCUCAGCCUAGGUAGGGGCGUUUGGGUCUAGUUGUUUAGCAUUACAAACGGGCGUCCCCUAGGCCCAACAGCAUGCCAAAUCGCUGCCACAAUGGCGCGGAAGCCUCUGCACUUGUCUUCUUGCAAGACAGACGUGAUUUGUGGUCUCAAAUCAGCAACGCAAAUCUUCGGAAUCAUACCGUUUCGAUAUGGGGAGGGGGGAUUUUUCCUUUUGAUAGGGAGCGAACCUGGUUCAACAAACCACGCAAAGGGGUCGGGGAAAAGUCGAUGGUACAAGAGCUCUAUUUUCGGCUGUUCUGGGCUGCAUCUAGUAGUAAGUUCAAUUUUUUUUUUCGGAGGCUUUUUUGUUAUAGUAUGUUGUGAAAGCGCGAAAGAUCAUCUCAUUGAAGGUAAGACGAUCAAAAUUAAAUCCUCGCACGAUCUUGAAGACAAAUACAAUUACAUAUCCUCAACAGGGCCUUGGACCCAACGACAUCGGCGUUGUCGACCAAAAGCACCCGAUUAUUCCCCGCGAGCCGACCGUAUGCACUGCAAAUACGUUGUCAUCUGGGUCCGGAAGCAGGUUUUCAUGCUACUUGGUGCAGCGAUAUGAGCUGCAGAGGACUCCAUUGCCCAGCUCGGAAGCAUGAGGAGUUUUAUUUUGGGAACAUCGUGUUGCGUAUUCCGAAUCCUACUCCUAGUAUUGUUCCGCAUUUGAUGAAGCGAAUUACUCUUUUGCAACGUCACAAGCUAGCGGUGCUCUUGCACGAUAUGCAUCACAGAAUUUACAGUUGUACCCUGCAAGCAUUGCAAGUUCCAGACCCAGAUCGGUAUGAUUUGCGGUUGAUACACCGCGACGCUGAACAAUUUCAAUCCGCGGGUGGACGACAAAACUGUGGCGAACCUGUAUCCUGAGCAAAAACGUCCACACCCCAGAUUUGGACAGAUUUGCAAUGCAAAGCUGCAUGCCAAAAAAGUUUCUCAUGCGGAGCUCCAUGAGAAGCAUAUGCAUUUUCCAUUCGUGUUUUGUAUGUAGUGAGGUCACCGAACGGUUCUAACCGGGGAGUUUUUUUGCCACCUACCGUGAAAAACGACCGGCAGUUUUCAAGCGGCCGAAAGUGUUUUUUGACAAAAAAGAUUUUCAAUUAUCAAGCGGCCGCGGCGUUGCUGGCAAACAAGCCCGGUCGAAAACUAUCGAUUCGCACUUGAUAAAACGACGCAGGGGAGCCGGCAAAAGGGGCGCCCUUCUGAGGCGCCCACCGCCUUGGUUUCUGGCGAUUUGGGGCGUCCAAAAAGGGGCGCGCAAAAAACGCGCCCAAAAUCAGAACAGCGAAACAGCAUGGCACGGCCGCGAUUUCGGAGCAUUUUGGGCGGCCGCGAAAGCGGCCGCCUUUUCGCCGGUUUCAGAGCCUGGGAAGCUUUGCAAAAAGCGCUGGCGAGAAAUAUAAAAACGCAAAAAAGAAAAAGCGCGCCAGACGCGCAAAGCCAAUCCGCAUGCUAUGGGCCCGAUUUUUCCUCUCUUUUUGGGCGCCCCCCGUGGCGCCCGGAUCGGCCUCAUAGCAUGGGGGCUGGCUUUCGGAAAGGAAUUUCGAAAAUUUGUCAAAAUUCGCGACGCUUAUCAGGCGGCCGCCAUACCGUGGGGCCUAACGUUACUCACGGCGGUAUGGCGGGCCCAGAAAAAUCAAAGCCGCGGCCGAGGCGACGGCCGGCAAGAAAACGCCCACGACCUCACUACCUCCGCCCCGGCGGCUAUAUUUGGUAAUUUGUGAUGCUAGAAAAAUCAGCAUGGUAUGCUAGAUCUGUGAUGCUGCUGAACUAGCUAAACAGGAUCACACUUUGAGGGCAAAUUUGUCAUGCGAAGCAACCAAAGCUGGUUGAUUUGUCUAGCAGAUUUUCCGUCUUGACUAUAAUGGGGUGGGGACGUUUUUACACAGGAUAGCCUGCCCCCGGGCCAGGAUCCGGGGCGGUACCCGCCGGACGCCAAGGACUGCGCCAUGAAUGCCCCGCCGAAGUGGAGCGUGAACAGUCGUAAACCGUACAUCGUGGGGGCCCCGAACCCGGCCCGCACCAGCAACGUGCCGGUCCGCGACCUGCGGCACUUCCACGAGAAGGGGGGGGCGCUGGAGCCGCCGGCUUACACGCUGAAGUUUCGGAUCGACUACACCACGCAGGCACAGAAGAAGUUCCUAUGCAAGAAAAAAACUGUGUUGUAAGUGUAAGUCUGUGAUGCAAAGCAUGCAACACUGUUAUACUUGUCAUGCUAGCCAACCAUGAAGUCCUAUUUGUUUCAUUUGUAUUUUCACUUACUAGCUGCGCAUGACAGGCUUUGUCUGUCAUGCAGAGUAGAUUUGUCAUGCCGUCGCCCCAAGACACCUACACUAACACAGUUUUUUUCUUUGAUAGUUCCCCGCGCCCAACCACUACGACCAAUCCAAGCACCUGAACGUGGACGGGGCGAAGCGCAGCGCGCCCAAAUUUGGCUUUGGCACCGCGCGCCGCUUCCCCAGACCCCGGUUUCCGGAAGCCAGGGGGGAAAAGAAAUGACCGGCAACGGAAGGACAGGAGUUGUUGGUGUUUCGAUAAAAUGAAUAGGAUACUAAGAACCAAUUCGAUAUUGUGCACUUGAUGAGCCUAUCGAAGAUUACAUGUUGUAUCUUUUGGUUAUUGCAUGUAUAAUCUACAAACGACGUUGACUGUUUCCUCAAUUGGUGCGAUCUUGAUCUGGAAUUAACAGCUGAACAAAAUUUGUUUUCUUGCAGCGUGUACAAAUGUGUGUAACUUGCCUCACCAACGACCGCGGGGAACGUAGGAGGCAAGAAGUGACUGAAAAAAGAGCGACCACUUAUUGAUGGGGAGCGUGUGAAAGAGAACACGGCUGGUGUCGUGUUCGCUGGUUGUGUUUUCAGAAGCGGACCACUACUAGUGCACUUGGUGUAGGAUGUGGGACAGCUAAAAUUCAGGAGUGCACAAUUAUCACAAAG
Molecule: messenger RNA, 4028 nt
Organism: Amoebophrya sp. A120
Lineage: Eukaryota; Dinophyceae; Syndiniales; Amoebophryaceae
Source: the annotation of a GenBank genome assembly